AUGUGCAGAAGGGUCGUACAGUUUGAACAGCUGGUGGCAGUGGAGGAGGCAGCCAGAAGAAACAGAGGACUGAGUUCUAGACCCAGAAGGGCCAGAGAGGCAAAAGUGUUAUUUGAUUCAGACGCUAUGACACCAUUCAUUUCUACGUCUCUUGCACGUGCAUUGAGUUUGGAAGUCUCUCCAAUGAGUAUAGCCCUAAAGGUUGAUUUAUAUGUCUUGGACUUCAAGGAUUUUGAUGUGAUCCUUGGAGUGGAUUGGUUAACGAAGCAUCGUGCGAUGUUGGAUUUUUUGGAGAGGAAUGUCACUCUUAAUGAUUGUAAGGUCGUGAGUUUGACAACUUCGGCGCCUAGAGGUGAUGUGGCUACUUCAAUACUUGUAGUAGAGGAGUACAUGGAUGUAUUUCCAGAGAAGUUACCCGGAUUACCACCGAAAAGAGAGAUUGAUUUUGCCAUUGAAUUGCAUCCAAAUGUUAAGCCAAUUUCAAUUCCACCAUACCCAAUGGCUCCGACAGAAUUGAAGGAUUUAAUGACUCAGUUGGAAGAGUUACAAGACUUGGAGUUCAUUAGACCGAGAUAUCACCAGUUGAGGAUUAGAGAUGAGGAUAUUUCGAAGACAACAUUUAGGACACGAUAUAGGCACUAUGAGUUUUUAAGGGUCUUUCGUCCAUUUUUGGAUCUAUUUGUGGUUGUGUUCAUUGAUGAUAUUUUGAUUUAUUCUUCGACGGUAGAGGAGCAUAUGGAACACUUGAAACUAGUAUUGCAAACGUUGAGGGAUAAUCAGUUAUAUGCUAAGUUGAGCAAAUGUGACUUUUGGGCCAUAGAGGUAAAAUUCCUAGGUCAUGUGAUCAAGCAAGAGGGCAUUGCGAUAGAUUACUCUAAGGUUGAAUUCGCGUUGAAUUGGGAGAGGCCUAAGAAUGUUAUGGAGAUUAGGAGGAUUAGCAGGGAUUUUAAGGAGUUGAAAGGUAGAUUGACAUCUCCACCAGUGUUAGUGGUUCUGAAGAGGAGUGCAAGAUACCAAGUGUAUUGCGAUGCUUUCGGGGAGAUAGUGUGGCUCCACGGAGUGCCACUAUCUAUUGUGUCGAAUCGAGACCCGCGAUUCACCGGUAGGUCACCCUUGUGUUGGGUGAAGGUUAGGGAGAAAAUAGUAUCAGGACCCAAAAUGGUGAAAGAGAAGAGAGAUGGAAUUGAGAAGAUUAAAAAAAUAGGUUGCUCAUGGCUCAAAAUAGGCAAAAGUCCUAUGCGGACAGAAGGAGGAGGCCAUUGGAAUUUGAGUGGAGGAAGAUGGAAGUACACCCUUCAACCGAUAAGGAUUUUGGAUCGAAAGGACAAGGUCACACGAUCAAGUGUGAUGCCAUUGAUUAAAGUUUUGUGGAUGUAUCACGACAUAGAAGAAGCAACUUGGGAGCAUGAGUCGAAGAUAAAGGAGAACUAUCCACAUUUGUUCGUAAGUCAAGAUUUGGUGAAGAUUAAUCGUAGGGUUUUAUGGUUACAAACUUGGUUAGGUGAGGUUCAAGUACUUGGAAAGUCUUGGGUUAAGAAAAGGUUGAUUGUGGUCGGAGAAUUCAAGGUCGAGUAUUAG
Molecule: messenger RNA, 1578 nt
Organism: Tripterygium wilfordii
Lineage: Eukaryota; Viridiplantae; Streptophyta; Magnoliopsida; Celastrales; Celastraceae
Exons: 12
Coding region: 1-1578 (525 amino acids)
Source: RefSeq, a predicted model, not a curated record